Molecule: messenger RNA, 2544 nt
Organism: Sparassis crispa
Lineage: Eukaryota; Fungi; Basidiomycota; Agaricomycetes; Polyporales; Sparassidaceae
Exons: 6
Coding region: 1-2544 (847 amino acids)
Molecular function (GO): metal ion binding; guanyl-nucleotide exchange factor activity
Source: RefSeq, a predicted model, not a curated record
AUGCCGUUAGUAGACUCUGGCGCGACCGCAAUGGUCGACUUUCCCUCUUCCGACUCUCACCUUCCCGUGAGUUCCUCCGACAUUCGUUACCAGCGUCCCCAGCACCUCCCUUUCCGCCGCAUCUCCCUUCCAUCGGCCCCAAAUUUGGCGCAUCGCCAAUCUGUGGUCAGCACCGUUUCGUUUGAGUCAUUGAUUGAGGAAGGUCCGUCCAUGCCUGCGGCAGCUCCGCCGGUCAGCAGGAGUCCUGUGAGGGGAGCUAGGCAUCGUCCCUCUUCGAUAGACAUAGCACGAAGAGGUGCCCGUAAGAGUCUUCUGCGACCUGUGGACGAGCAGAGAGAGGCUAAGCGCAGGAAAGUUAUAAACGAAUUUUACGAGACGGAGAAGUCUUACGUUGGGGGACUGGAACUUAUAUAUUCGCAUUUCUUGACGCCCAUAAUUUCAUCGUUGGAUACCCCGCAACCGCUGCUUGACCGUGCCGAACUCACAUCUGUAUUCUCCAAUUUCAUCGACAUAUGGAAUCUACAUCGCUCAUUCUACUCGUCUCUGAUGACCUUCCUCGACACAUCCACAUCAACGUCUCCACAAGACUUACUGCCCCCUCUGUCUCCAAUUCUGCUCCCGCACUUUCCUUACCUCUCCCUCUACACACCCUUCGUCGCAUCGUUUCCGGAUGCACUAUCCUCGUAUGCGACGCUGUUGUCAACUAAUCAGCCCUUCGCUCAUUUUAUUGCUCAACAAGAAGCCGAUCCUCGCUGUGGCAGGCUGAAGCUCAGAGACUGGAUGCUGACUAUCGUGCAAAGGUGCCCACGGUAUGUGUUACUCCUCAAGGAUUUGAUUGAUUGCACGGAUACGGAGGAUCCGGAACAUGCUUCGCUCAUCGCAGUUCACAAGCUGGUUUCGAAGAUCACGUCCUCUCUAAACUCCUCAAUCCAUACACACGCGCAGACACUUUCCCUCCUCGCCCUUCAGCGACACGCUGCCAAUCUUCCCUUCCGACUGAUCACGCCCGGACGUUCAUUCCUCAAACGUGCGCCACUAUUGCAACUCGAAGGCUCCACGCCCAAGGAGCGUGAGUUUCUUUUGUUUUCCGACUGCCUCAUUUGGCUUUCCAGUGCGGACGGAGAUUCUCCCUCGGACAAGUGGGAGAGUGGUCCGAGCCGCAGGCCCCAGAUGGUGCGCACGCGAAGCAAGAGUGACGCUGAUGUGCCGCUGGCAGCGGAGGCAAUCAAGCGCAAGGAAUCCUUGCUAAAGUUCAUGAUAAGCGGGAGUCCUAAAAAGAAGACGCGACAUGCUAGCAGUGGCACAGAAGAGAAGUGGGUGUAUAAGGGUCACGUAGACUUGGUGGACCUAGAUGUGGUCAGCCCACCGCGAGAGUUGGGUGACGAGAGGAGGUUCGAGGUUCUGAGCCCUCAGCACUCGUUUGCUAUCUAUGCAGGGAGCGAAGAAGAGCGGGAUGAAUGGACUGCAGCCAUCAGGAACGCCAAAUCCUCCUUAUUUAUAUCCCUCAAUGUGAUGAACUCGAACUCGACCUUGACAUCUUCAUCCUCGACAAACCAUCUUCGACGUAUUCUACAGGCGUUACCGUACUCUCCGGAUGAGAACGCGGCAAAGCCGAAGAGGGGGAAGGUGGAGCACUUCGUACCGGCAAUCUGGAUACCGGACGGGAAGACGCAAAGCUGUAUGCGAUGUGGACGGACCUUCGGUUGGCGAAGACGUCGGCAUCACUGCCGUUUGUGCGGCAGAUGCGUCUGCAGCGGUUGCUCUGGCAAGACGUUCUUCAUUUUGGAGACGAACGACAACGAGUCGCACAAAGCCGCUCGCGCAUGCGCCGCCUGCUAUGACACUGUCUUCCCGUUGCUUGAACCUUCACCACGCUCUACAAUGACAGCUUCCACCGGAGCGACGCACUCCCAUCUUACUCUGUCCGGUUUGCAGUCGAUGCCGUCCCUCGUGAUGUCUGACAGCCGCUCCGCGUUGAUGUCCAUGAGCCUGGAAAGUCCGAAGAGGGUGCUGUCCCGCAUCGACGAUGAGGCAGUCAUGGCAGAUCAGGCGGACGGGCCUUCGGUUCCUGCAAUCAGAGUGAAGCCCGCUUCGCGCCCGAGGAGCUACAUCCAGAUCCUGGAGGACUUCCAAGAACAUGGGCACGGCGGUUCCCCUUCAAACAGCUUCAACGCAUCUCGCUCGUACUCCCGACCCCCCGAGGACGAGGAGCUCGUCAUCGAUGAGAGGGACGAGGACCUGAUGGAUGACUCCCAAAGCGGUUUUGUGGGAUCUUUCAGCGACGCGGGGGUCAGUGUGCCUUCCACCCCGCGCAGAGAGAACACCGCGCGACGUCACAAGCGCUUUUCGCUACCUGCCGUGGCGCUGCACACCAGUCCGGUGACAGCACGCCCGAACAUGGUGGGCGAGGGCCAGGGGCGACGGUUCUCCUUGGUCUUGGGCAAGGGCGGGGGCGUUGGGCAUUCGGAAAGUGGGGAUGGGCUGAGAGCAGGGGUGGCUGCGGGGAAGUUGAGCGAGUUGUUGGGCCGAGGGCAUCACAAGUGA